UUAUUACUAAGAAAAUCGCCUACGCAAUUUAUAACGCUGGAAUAAAAAGAUAUAGAAUACAAUAUUAUUUUGAAAGUAUCAUCUACAGAGGAUUUUCUUAAAUGUAGUUUGAUUAUUGAAGACAUAAAAAGUAUAAACUCUUUAAAAAUAUAUGUUUAUUCAAUUUUAAAGUCGUGUUCAAUAUAUUGACCAAUUUGAUUUGUCAUGAAGACGAAAUACGGUCUUGCAAUUGGUUGCUUACUUCAACUCCCCUAUUCGUUACGCAAGCCUAGUUAUUAUCGCAUAAACAGUAUGGCGAUGUGGAUAGAGGCUCUUCGUGAAAACUCGGAAAUAGCUCUUGUCACAUCAGUGAUAUCUUCUGUGAUAUUGGUAAUCAGUGCAGUUUUUAUCUUUAGUCGUUACGAGCAUAAUGAAGAUCCUCAAAAUAUACAAGAUUCUGAUUGCAACAGUAAAGAAAAAAAACCUGGAAACCACCAAACAAAUAAGAAAAAAAAGAGUUUGUCCAAUAAACGCCAUAACAUGAAAGCCCAGUAUACUCCUUCUUGGUUGUUGUCUACUGUUAAAGGUCGUAGCCGUGAUAUCCUUGACAUCAAUCUCAGCUGCAAUGGAAAAUAUCUGCCUCCUUAUGAAAAAGGUAUUAAUAGUCCAGAAAACCAGGAAAAGUGCCAGAAUGAGAAAGAAGAAUUUCCACAGGCAAGAACCAAGAAAUCCCGACACAAUAAUACUCUGAAAAACCCUCAAAAACGGCAUCCGUCUAACAGGGUGGUAAACCAACCCCAUCGUCAGCCAAAGCACAUGAAUAACAAACUACUUUCACCUCUUCAGAUCUAUCAAAAAAUAAAAAUUGAUGAAGUUGAACUCUAUCAUCAGCUGUAUUCGUAUAUUCUAUCAAAAGAAGAACAAAGAUAUUAUGGUUUUCCUGUUGAUCUCUCUAAUGAUUCUGGUAAAUUGAUUAUCCCAAAUGAUUACAUAACCCCAUUCAAAAAUUAUAUUGUUGACCCCACAGAAAGGGUUUGCUGUCGAUGUCGUGCCAAAUUUUAUAUAACCGAAGAAGGAGAAUACCAUGCCAAUGAAGAAUGUGAGUAUCAUUUUGGAAAAAAACAAAUCUCCUUCAACUGUGGUAUCAGACAAGAAACUUAUUCGUGUUGUGGCAGACAUGUUGGUACUCAUGGCUGCAACAAAAGUAAAUUCCACGUCAGUGUCCAAAACCAUGAUACAGUUGAUGGGUUUUUAAAAACCAGGUUCAAGAACAAAAUGGGAAACUCCGGAAUAUACGCCCUAGACUGUGAGAUGUGCUUUACAUUCAAAGGUCUAGAAGUCACCAAAGUGAGUGUUGUGGGAGUUGACGGACUAACGGUGUACGACUCUCUGGUUCUGCCGGAGAAUCCUAUUAUAGAUUACAAUACUCAUUUCAGUGGUAUCACUGCUAGCGACAUGUUAAAUGUUCACACAUCCUUGGCAGAUGUCAGAGCAGUGCUACUUAAGUUAUUGGAUUCGAGAACAAUUCUUAUUGGGCACGGGCUAGAAAAUGACCUCAAAGCUCUGAAGCUAAUCCACGAAACUGUGAUUGACACUUCCAUUCUCUUCCCUCAUUGCUACGGUCUUCCCUUUAGGCGAUCUCUCAAAUCUCUCAUCAAAAGCUACUUGAAAAGAAGUAUCCAAGAGAACGGCCAUGACAGUGUUGAGGAUGCGAGAGCUUGCAUGGAGUUAAUCCUGUGGAAGACCCAAAAGGACUCGCAGGCAUAAAGAAAACUUGAGAACUAUUUAUUCACUCCAAAUUAAGCGUGAAUAAUUUAAGAUUUUUUUAGACAAACCCUAAAUCAAAGUCAUUUAGACUCGAGUCAUAUAAUGUUUUCUCUAGUAAUCAGUUUGGACUUUACACAGUGUGAAGUCAGUUUAUUCUGCAUUAUAAACAGGUACAGAAAUAAUCAUUUUUGGCAAGUGAAGUUGUGAGAAUAAGAGUACAAAUGUCUUUAGCUCAAAUAAUAAAGUACGAAAGUUUUUGUAUAAAAGAUCAAAAUAACUUAAGUCUGCAGUUCAAACAUGACAUUUAUAUACAAAAAAAGAUCAUUAAUUAAAUCCAUAAUAUUCAGAAACAUUUUGUAUUGAAAUCACAACUAUCUAAAUUUCAUUCUAAACUGGUGUUUUUUUUUUUUCAUCAUUAAUCAUUGUAAGCUUAUUAGUCCAGAAAAUUACUAUAAAAAUCUCAAUGAAUAGGUCACUGUUGGAAUCUGGUAAAAAAAAUAUACACACAUAUAUAUAUUUGGCCACAUUAUAUGUGUAUUUGCUCGCCCAUCCCACCCCCAAGUUAAGAAAAGCUGGAGUCGGGAUUGCCUUGCGGCCUUUGGUUUAAGCUUGAAAACAAACAAAAAUGUAAAUAUUAAAUGUCGAGCUAACACAAAAUUCUUCAUUACCUACUUAAUUUAAAAAAACCCUUCAUGUUCAACAUUGUCAUUUUUAAGAAAUUAGAAUUUUUUUCUUAAGGUUUUAACUUUCGCAAACUGGCCAUAACUAUCUGGCUGUUUCGUUUAGUACACAGCUGUUUGUUCAGUGCUUGUUAAAGUACAAGAAAAACAUUUUGUGAUUUUACCUGCAGUUUUAUAGGUUGUGGUUUUUAGUCAUUUUUAGACUGUGAACUUCAUAUUUUGUACUUUGUUACCAACUGUGUACAGAUUUAAGUUAUUUGCUUACUUGCUAUAAAGUAUUGAGGAGAGCAUUGAUGCCAAGGAGAUUUGGGCAGAAAGAGAUUAGAUUUGAAGUUUUUUGUAAGGGAAUAAAGGUAUCAGAUUAACUAUUCAUUUUGUAAAUAGCUGAUGAUAAGAGUUUCUAAAAGGUGGAGAAACAGGAAACGUUGGUUUUCUUAGAUUGACAUGUUGUAAUAAGAGGUUUUUGAGUGGAAUAAAAAAAAUAGGUUUUAAAAACCUCGAUGUUUUGUGUAUGCGGAACAGAUGUUACCUUUCAGAUCGUCGACUUAGACCCCCAAAAAAUAUGGUGAAAUAGUCUUAAUUGCUCUUAAUUUUUGGUCAAUAUUGAGAAUGUUGGUGCAGCUAAUAUCUUUAAAUAUUUUU
Messenger RNA from Limulus polyphemus (Atlantic horseshoe crab), 3068 nucleotides. Its product is annotated as exonuclease GOR-like. The record is from RefSeq and is a predicted model, not a curated record. Bases 205 to 1746 code for a protein of 513 amino acids. Gene Ontology annotation, molecular function: exonuclease activity; nucleic acid binding. The transcript has 3 exons. Gene Ontology annotation, cellular component: nucleus. Lineage: Eukaryota; Metazoa; Arthropoda; Merostomata; Xiphosura; Limulidae.